Messenger RNA from Dalotia coriaria, 5045 nucleotides. RefSeq lists its product as uncharacterized. Lineage: Eukaryota; Metazoa; Arthropoda; Insecta; Coleoptera; Staphylinidae. Gene Ontology annotation, molecular function: metalloendopeptidase activity. Gene Ontology annotation, biological process: Notch signaling pathway; membrane protein ectodomain proteolysis. The record is from RefSeq and is a predicted model, not a curated record. Bases 2317 to 4575 code for a protein of 752 amino acids. Gene Ontology annotation, cellular component: plasma membrane. The transcript has 5 exons.
CUGCCAUAGCACUUAGGGCUAUGACUACACUGAGCUGUAAAACUAAAUAUUAUUAAUAUUAAAUUAUACGUGUGUUAUUCCGACGCGUACCUCAAUUAAUAUAUUUUGAAUUGUUUGCAUCGUUUAAGCGAGUGACGGAGUUUUCCAGCUCCCAUGGAAUUUAUAUGACAGGAAGCGGUGGAAAUCAUUAGGGAAAUUAUAGUGUGUGCCUGUUACGAAUGCUGUUACUGUCUGCGUACUCGAUGUUUACAAUGUUUACCGCCAUUGUCCAUUUCGAUGUUUAUCUGUUUAGCGUGGUGGAGGCGCCGGGCGCAGCCGUCGUGUUCUCACAUGCUCGUUUAAAUAUUUAUUUUCCAUAUAUCGUUCAUAUGUAAUUAGCCGGAAUUGUCACGGCAUGCCGGUCGUUAAUCAUUUAAUGCCGACUCUUGCCUUGCGAUAAACAUCACUUGGAAAUUUGUUUAAAACGCGUGUGAUUAUUUACUUAUCAUCAAUCAUCCUCGAGUGUAAUUUAUUUAAUAUGCUGCUGAUCAAAGCAGUUCAAAAGUCAAACCAAUCGAAUUUAAUAAUAAUAAAUUGUGGAAAUUUCGUUGAAGGAAAAAUGCAACAAUGCAUGCAAAUGAACGUGCGAUCAAUAACCAAUCAGUGUGCGCCAUCACACGCUGACUAAUGGUGAUGGUGACCCAAACUUAUUCUUUCCAACUGUGGUAAUUAGCUGGAGUUUAGCGCGCAAACAAUAUUGCCGGCGUGUGCGGUAUUGUAAAUAGCCUAAAUCAAUUAUGGCCAACGAUCCCGAACAUCAAUUCAUCUGCCCAACAACGCCCAACACAAAUGACGUUCAUGUUUCAUGCUUCCAAGCACCCCUCACGUUUUUAGCAUGACAUUUUUUCUUUCUUGUUUACGUGACUAGCCUAUUCGAUUAGCAUUAUCCUUUGAGAUAUUAUUUACUCUGAAUUAGGAUCACUGGAUCUGCCUUGGACACCAAACCAACUCGCUUAGUUUACUAACCCCAUUUGCUAACUGGUUGCGAGCUCGGCGGAUUGGUGUUUACCCUUUCUAUUACAUAAUGAAUCGACUGCAUUAGCCCGCAGCUUACAGUCAACGUCGGAGUCGGAACUAACUGGAAACGGAUAAUUAUUUUAUUAUGGUAUUGAGAGGAAUAAACUUGGAAUAAUCUUAAAAUAGAUGUAAUAAGAAAGUCUUGAUGUUUGUUACACUUUGACGCAAAAACUACUUAACCGAUCAACAUGAAAAUUUGUACACAUAUUCUUAGUGGUCCCCGAAUGGUUAUAGGCUACUUUUUAUUUAGUAAAAUAAAUUAUUUUUUAAAUAAAAUAAAGAAAUAGUUUAGCCAAUAAUACCUCUGCAUCUGGCUAUUUGACUACUUUAACGCCAUCUAGCAUUCCAGCAAUGAAGCUCAAACCUAAGUACUAUAGUACCAUCACACUGUAUUAUCACACUGUAUUACCGACAGCUACGUCAACAUCAAAUCCAAUUGACUACACUAUGGAGACUGUACACUAUACUUCCAUAGACUAUACUUUCAGCCAUUUUAAACUUCCCGCCAUUCUACUUCAGUGUUACUUCUUCUGUGACUACAGACGCGUAUGGAACCAACUUCAUUAUUUUAGAUAUUCGCGAGCGAAGCCAGUAAAAUAUAUGUGUUUGAUGUAGGUUUGACAGGAUGUGUAGUGGUGGAGGAUAUUCGAUCCGGCUUCGACAUUAAAUGCUACAUUAUGUACAACGUGCGCUCCGGCUAAUUCCUGAGGGAAUUAUACAUAACUCGCCGAUCGCCGGCCGCCCUUCCCGAAUGGAAUUUAUGUCACAACUCAAAAAUGACCCACAUUGAUUAAAUUUACUACUGCGGGCGCUCAGCAAAGGGAUAACAAUAAAUAACUCGAGUGUCAAACUUGUUCGCCGUUUAAUUCCAAACUAUUAGGAGUGUGUACAUAAUUGACUCGCUUUAUCUCUCAAUCAGCUCGAGUGCGCGCUGGCAAAUUACGUCUGCCAUUAAGAUUAAGCUAAUUUAAAUUCAAUUUUAUGCGUUUCGAGAACGAGGGCUGUCGUCUCGCAGAGUUUCAAAAACCGAGUGUUUCCAAAUAUCGAUCGCCGCAUUCGUUUUAUGUUUCUCCAUCUCAAAGGCGAGCUUCUUUCCUGAUGAGUGCAUUUUUUUGCCGGCUUUGUUUGCGUUUGCAUUCGUAUUCUCAAAGAGGUGAAAGCCGCUUUGCAUACUCCUUAACUUACCCUAUUGAUAUUGAUUGAGUGCCGCUCCGUCCGCGACUCGCAUUUUAUUUCGGUAGUAAUAAAAAUGCAAAUGCAAUGUACUCUUAUGUGAUUAUCUUUUCAGAGGAGGAUUACGACGCCUUCUGCCUGGCGUACAUGUUCACCUAUCGGGACUUUGAAAUGGGCACGUUGGGGUUGGCGUGGACGGGCGAUUUGAAGAAUGCUGGCGGUGUGUGUGAGAAGAACGGCCAUUAUCGCGGCAGCAUGAAGUCGUUAAACACUGGCAUCGUAACGCUGCUCAACUACGGCAAGCACGUGCCACCUGCCGUCUCCCAUGUGACGCUCGCCCAUGAAAUCGGACACAAUUUCGGAUCGCCCCACGAUCCAGAAUUGUGCACGCCGGGCGGCGACGACGGCAACUUUAUUAUGUUCGCGCGUGCCACAUCCGGGGACAAGAAGAACAACAACCAUUUCUCACCAUGUAGCCUCAAGAGUAUCAAUCCCGUGCUGAAUUUCAAAGCGCGUUCGCCCAAAGGUUGCUUCACCGAGCCCCAGGCCGCCCUCUGUGGGAAUGGUGUUGUUGAAGAGGGUGAAGAAUGCGACUGCGGAUGGGAGGAAGACUGUCGCGAUCAGUGUUGUUUCCCACAGCGGCGGUAUCCACCAGUGGACGAACCACCAUGUCAUCUCACACCGCGUAGUGCAUGCAGUCCCUCGCAGGGACCCUGCUGCACGUCGGAGUGCCAUGUCAAAUUUGGCGACAAAUGUCGUGAUGAUAAUGGUUGUCGGGAUGCAAGUUUCUGCAAUGGCCGUGGGCCACAGUGUCCACCAUCAGUCAACAAACCCAAUAAGACUAUUUGUAACAAAGAGUUUGUUUGUUUCAUGGGUGAAUGUACCGGUUCUAUUUGUCUCGCCUAUGGUUUGGAGUCCUGCCAAUGCAUACCUGGUAAAGGUGAUCCGAAAACCAAAGCAUGCGAACUCUGCUGUAAGCUUCCCGGUGAUAAUCAACCCUGCAUCUCAUCGUUUGAGUGGAACGACAUGCCAUACGAUAUUCCCGACAUGUACUCGAAGCCUGGCACACCAUGCAAUGACUACAGUGGGUAUUGUGAUGUCUUUCAGAUGUGUAGAGAGGUAGAUCCAUCUGGACCACUCGCGACUCUUAGAAAACUCUUGCUUUCCGAUGAGAGUAUAGCAAGUUUCAAGCGAUGGUUGCUAGAUUACUGGUACGCGGUGGUUUUGAUCAUCUCUGUGAUUAUAGCGCUAUUGAUCUUCAGCACGAAGUUCCUGGGUAAAAACUCCGACAUGCAAACUAAACUGAAAACCGUGACAAUAAUGCACAGCCAAACAACGGAAACGGUGCGCCUGCCUCCGGAUGGUGACGGCGGUAAUGUGACGGUACAUCCAGCCUUCAAGUCCAAGCUGCCUCUCAAACGAAAAGUACGCGACGGCAAGGUGCGCAACAAAGCCAAACGUAAUGCCAACAACAAAGAAAACACCAACAACAACAACAACCUAAACAGCCCCAGCAAAGCCGCCACGAAAAUAUCACCCAAAAAGAAGAAGCGCGUUUCUGCCGCUGUAGGCGCAGAAGAACAACGAAAACGAAUCGCUGGUGAUACAGCGGCCGUCAUCGAGAUACCUCCAAGCAAAGUGAAGAAGUCAAUGCAGGCAACUGUAGCGGUCAAGAAGAAAAAGAAAAAGAAGGAGGUGAUUGAUUACAGCAGUGUGCAAGUUGACGCGGAAGGUAAAAAGGGCCUAUUGGGUGCGGAAGUUCUGCAUACACCGCUCACCCCCGAGGCGGACCCAGUGGGAAAGGUGCAGAACUGGUUGAUGAAGUCACAUGCAGCGCUGCCAAAGUCAAAAUCAACACCUGUGGGUCUAACGACUGCGAAUGCACGCAGUCCGCAUAAACAGCGCCACAAGAAGACGACUGCUGCAGCCACCAACGCCACGCCGAAGAGCAACAGUGUCGGUAACAUCACCGACAAGGAGAAGGAGAAGGUGCGGCUGCAGGUUGUGUACAAACCGCCUUUUAAAUUUAGUGUCAAGCUGCGCAAACCGGAGAAAACGUGCGUUGUCAUCGAGCGUGUGAAGACGUCGCAGGCGACGCAGACGCCGGCUGCAGCUCAGCAGCCGCAUAAACUCAGUGAUAAGACGGACAAACCUCGAACGGGCCUCUUAGUGCGAACCGUGAACGCCAAGUGUAACGAGGGAGUAGUGGCAGCUACUAGUCCAAUGCAAGCAAACCUUUCCACGGCUCUCGCAUCAGCAAACGAAAUCGAUUCUAAUGUGCAUACCGUCCAGUCAGACUUAGAGGUACUUCUCUCUGAGAGCGAGUUCCUAUUCUCGGAUGACUAGCACCCCUACAUCCCCACACUCACAUUCCCAUCAUUUUCGUUCCAAUUUUAAUGGCUGUGGAAAGCAUUUUUCCAAUUUGUACUGGUAUUGGUUGAUUAUGCGACAUGUUAACAUUCCGGAACGCAUUCCAACUCCUUUUCUAUUAAUAUUACUUAGUUGAUAUGCGCUAAAACGUGAAUUUUCAGAUCGGUAUGUCUAGUGUAGCGGUUUAUACCAGUCGGUUUUCGACCGUUACGUUGCACAUAUACACUUCAAAUCAAUUAAUCUGUGAUUUAUAACCAAUAUAAUAAAAUUAAUGCAACUAAAACACGCGCCUGAUGUGGAAUUUACGUUUUCGCCAAGAGUUUAUUCUUGUUUUUGUUCUUGCGACCAAACCAACUAACAAAACAGUUCAAAAAGGACACAAAUUCUAUGAAUUAAUUAAAUAUGCAUAGUCAAUGAUGCAAUAGGACAUAUCAAUCAAUUAAAAA